GAAGCCCAUUAGUCACGUCAUCAUCUUCCUCGUUUUUAUAUCUAGGGUUUGUUUUCAGAAGAGGUUUUGAGCGGCCGCCUAAACCGCCGAACCCAAUUAAAACCACGGCGUAGGAACACUGAUCUUCUCUUUACCCUAAUUUCCUUGAAAUUGCUCUCGCAAGUCUAGAAUCACCCGUAGGGAUCUUUAAGGAGGAGACGAAAUGAGAUUGACCAAUUGUUGGUUUUGUUCUUCAACAAUAUAUCCUGGACAUGGUAUUCAGUUUGUCCGCAACGAUGCAAAGAUUUUCCGGUUCUGUAGGUCUAAAUGCCACAAGAACUUUAAGAUGAAGAGGAACCCGCGUAAAGUAAAAUGGACUAAAGCAUUCAGAGCCGCACAUGGAAAGGACAUGACUAAGGAUAAAACUUUUGAGUUUGAGAAGAAGAGAAACAGACCCGAGAGAUAUGACAGGAACGUUACAGAGAACACGCUCAAUGCCAUUAAGAAGAUUGAUAAGAUCAGAAGCGCAAGAGCAGCCGAUCAUAUCAAAAAGAGGUUGAAGCCAAACAAAAAGAAGAUAAACGAUGAUGCACUUGGUGAGAUUGAUCAACACAUUAACUUGAUCAAGGCACCAGACGCUCUCCAACAAGAUUCAGAGAAGAAGAAGAAAGUUUUGGUCUCCAAAAAGAAGUCUGUUCAAAACGAAGCCAUGGAAGAGUGAUUCUGUGGAAACAUUAAAAUCCAUUUCAAAGAUAUCCACUCACUCUUGAAGCUGUUCACCAAAAAGCCAAAAAAGUUUUGUUUUUUUUGUACCGAUAACAGGACUUUAGAUUGUUUUUCAUUUUGGAUUGUAUUAUUAUGCUACUUGAUAGAAGGGAAACAGACUUAAGACUUAAGAAAGUAAUGUCAUGCCUCUCUUCUUUGGUGGUGCUUUGGUUAAUUUCAUUCUAAUUAU
Eutrema salsugineum is the source of this 934-nucleotide messenger RNA. RefSeq names its product probable ribosome biogenesis protein RLP24. Bases 203 to 700 code for a protein of 165 amino acids. Gene Ontology annotation, biological process: ribosomal large subunit biogenesis. NCBI's taxonomy places the organism in Eukaryota, Viridiplantae, Streptophyta, Magnoliopsida, Brassicales, Brassicaceae. The record is from RefSeq and is a predicted model, not a curated record. The transcript is spliced from 5 exons. Gene Ontology annotation, cellular component: nucleolus.